Messenger RNA from Rhodotorula toruloides NP11, 525 nucleotides. RefSeq lists its product as uncharacterized. Bases 1 to 525 code for a protein of 174 amino acids. NCBI's taxonomy places the organism in Eukaryota, Fungi, Basidiomycota, Microbotryomycetes, Sporidiobolales, Sporidiobolaceae. The record is from RefSeq and is a predicted model, not a curated record. The transcript is spliced from 2 exons.
AUGCCGCUUCUCCGCUUCCUCCAGCAACUCUGGCACGGCAAGCUUGCUCGCGCGACACAGCCCGCGUUGUACAAGAGUCCGGCUACUCCGCCAAGUGCCGCUCGAGCGAGCGCAACCAGCCAGGCCGCAUCGAGCGCCGACAUCUUCCCCGACUCCGAGUUCCCUGUGCUGGACUCGCCCUUCCCGCCAUACGCUCCCGAUUCAGCUGAAUGGCUCCACAACUGGCACAUCGAACGAAUGGAGCGCUUCGUCGACGAGAUCUAUCGCCGUACGGUGAACCUCGACCCGCCGUUCCUCGUUCCACCGCCAGCCGGGGUGCAAGCUGGUCCAAAACCGCCUAUCAACCUCGCGCAUCUCCCUCCCGAAGCAGCCUCUUGGCAGCGUGUUCUGUACGAGCGUUGGACGACACAAGAAUUGGCGGCGAAGCGCAGGCGCGCGGAGGAGAUUGUUCGGCGGUAUUGCAAGCACGAGAACAAGGAGGCUAGACGGUGGUCGGCCAAGAUCAAGGCGACCGUGCGGCCAUGA